GGAGCUGAUAUAUAGAACAAGGCAAUAAUCAAACAGAAAAUCACCAAUGGUGUAGAUCCUCUGCGAUCAUAGCAUAAAGCAAUGAAAAGUGUACCGGGUUCUUUAGGAACAGCUGCUAGCAUUGCUUUGAGAUUUGGCCAGGUCAUAUUCUCUUCAUCGUCUAUAGUCUUCAUGUCUUUAGGAGUUGGAUUCUACAGCUACACGGCCUUUUGCUUUUCAGUAACAAUCAUGGGCUUGGCUAUUCCAUGGAGUUUCACUUUGGCAAUACUUGAUGGAUAUUCCAUCCUGACUAAGUUCCCCGUACAUCAAUCCGGCAUUUUCAUGGUUAUCAUAAUAGGGGACUUGGUCUUAUCCUUUCUCACACUAGCAGCAGCGAGCUCGACUGCAAGUCUUGUCGAUCUUCUGCUAAAAGCUGAUGUGUCCUUUUGUCCCCCGAGACUCUGUAGUAGAUAUCAGAUAUCGGCAGCAAUGGCUUUCUUGUCAUGGUUCCUUUUGCUGGUAUCAUCUCUUUUCAAUAUUUGGCUACUUCCAUGGUUAGACGCUGAUUGAGAAUCUACCAAAGACAGAAAUAGUGUAACACGAGUGAAGGCAAUGCUAUUGAUUGCUAUAAGAAGGUUGUGGGCAUGAGUCUUAUGACUAACAUCUUAGAUUUCUAGCAAAGAUAAAGGUCAAUACAAGUCAUAAGGAAAAUUUGGAUGCAUGUGAAGGCAGCAGCAUGGCAGUGAACAGAGACAGAAUUCAUUGAAAAUCAGCCGAAGGCCUAAAAUGUAGCCAAUUUGAGAUUAACGGUUCAGCUCUUUGAGAGGGUUUCCUGUUGGAACAAGGCAUGUCAAGAUACUCUGUGACGAAAAGGUUCUCUCCCCAGAAUUCCACAUCUAAAUUUGAUAUCAAUACUCUAUUUUGUACACAUGUGUGUAUGAUGAAGAACAACAUGACGAUACUUGAGUUCAUGCAACUAUCGCUUCUAUGUUUAACUGAGAGCCUGUGUUAUCAAGUAGUAGUACUGAAGACUUGGGGUUAUACUUACUUUAAUUGUAUAAAACUACUUAUUCGAUAAAUGAAGUGGAAUAAUAGCAUGUGUGUGA
Salvia hispanica is the source of this 1085-nucleotide messenger RNA. RefSeq names its product CASP-like protein 5C1. NCBI's taxonomy places the organism in Eukaryota, Viridiplantae, Streptophyta, Magnoliopsida, Lamiales, Lamiaceae. The record is from RefSeq and is a predicted model, not a curated record. Gene Ontology annotation, cellular component: membrane.